Messenger RNA from Trichoderma gamsii, 462 nucleotides. RefSeq lists its product as hypothetical. Lineage: Eukaryota; Fungi; Ascomycota; Sordariomycetes; Hypocreales; Hypocreaceae. The record is from RefSeq and is a predicted model, not a curated record. The transcript has a single exon. Bases 1 to 462 code for a protein of 153 amino acids.
AUGAUCAUCCCAUUACAGCCUGAUAUAUAUAUCCAUGCAAUCGACCCUCCACUCCCGCUUGCCCAGCAUGUUGCGCAGCCACUCGAAGCCCACGCCCGUCCAUUCGUUCCUCAGCACGGCAAUCUCCUCGGCGGCGGCGCGGGCGGCGGCCUUUGCGGUGGAAUUGAGCAUGUCGACGACGGUCUCGUUGAAGGCGCUGCUGCUGCUGGUGGUGGUUUCGUCGUCUUGGAGGAACGGCGCGGUCGGUCGGGGCUGGAACCAGUUGCUGCCGAGGUCGAAGAAGCAGCGGUCGGACCAGUUGCAGGACGUCAGGAAGAGGAUGAGCAGGAGGACAGAGCAGUAGACGCAGGGGCGGUUGAGGAAGUAGGUGCAGAUGAAGAAGAGGAGGAUGAAGGCGGGCGAGGCGUUUGUUGGGAUGAAGAGGAGGGGGAGCCAACUGUUGGAUCAUGUUUUGUUAGUUGA